GCGCGUCUCUGCAGAAGAACAGACGAGAUGACAUUCAAAAUGGCGGGCUCUGUGGCAUAGUUGUUAAAAAAGAUCUGAGUUACUAGCUUGGACUGUUCACUUACCAGAAAUAUCCCCACCAUUGUAUAAACUAAAUAGCUGUUGAGGUCUGGAUCCCGUUUGUUGCCACUAACCGCUUGUAUAACAUGGAUUUUACUGAUAUCGGCGAAGAUGAGUUAGUAUCCAGUCUUGGAAUGGAUUUUGAGCAAGGACGCAGAUUCAUGGGUCCUGGUAGAGGUGGUGGCUUCCGUCCAAUGGGUCCGCCAGGACAUGGGCCGCCCGGCCGAGGGCAUCCUCCGGGGUUCAUGGGGGGUCCCCCAAGGGGCCCACCAAGACAGCCAUUUGGUGGCAAUAGGCCACCACAUGGACAAAUGAUGAGGCCACAAAUGAUGCCACAUGGCAUGCAUGGGCCGGGUGGACCCAGACAUAGAAUGCCUAUGAAUGGCCCCCCAUGGCAAGAUGGAGGUCGAGGUCGCAAAAGACCAAUGCAGUCACAUGGGGCAGGCAACCAGAGAAGACCGUCUAAGGGUGAUAACACACCUAACAAGAAGGACCAGACUACCACUCAGAAAGAAUCACCAUCAAAGGCAGAAGGGGUGGAGCCUAAAAAGGCUAAAGAGACUGAACAGGCAGAAGAGGCCGACUUGGAUGAGGACAAACUUCUCAAAAGUGAUGAUGAAGGAGAUGGGGCUGGCCCAAGUGCAGACUUAGACGCUGUCAGCAUCCAUGGGGAGGAGGAUAUUGAUGAUAUUGAUAAAGAAAUCAAAGAUGGUGCUGCAGCAGGAAACAAAGCCAAAGAACAGAAAGAUGGGGAAGAUACUUCAAAGAAGCGUGAGCGUUUUCCAACAGAACGUCCAAGAGAGCAAAAGCAAAAUAAACCAUUUCAAGAUGGGAGAAGACAAGACAACAGACGUGGCAAAAGAGACUUUUUCCAUGGUGGUAGAGGAAGGGGGAGAGGUGGAUUUGAUAACAUGCCACGUGGUCAUCACAUGCACAUGGAGCACCCCAGAGGGCCACACCCAGGUUUCCCAGACCACCAUGGGCCAAUGCGCCCACCUUUUGACCACCCUGGUAUGCGCAUGCAGAGGCCACCCGGCGAACCAUUUCACCCGGGACCGGCACCUUUCCCAUCUGGGCCCAUGCCAGGACCACCUAUGAGACCUCCAGCCGGAAAGAAUAUCCAUAUCAACCCACAUUUCAAGCCUGGUAGAGGGAUGCCAGAGGGUCACCCAAUGGACCGUCCCAUGGAUCCAGGAGGACCUCGUAUGGACCACCCCAUGGGUCAUGGUGGGCCCCCUAUGGACCGGGGUGGACCACCAAUGAUGCAUGGGGGCCCAGGGCCACGCAUGCCUCACAGCGGCCCUGAACCUGUCCCUCCUGGUGGUCCACCAAUGCAAGGGGGUCCCAACAUGAGAGGACCACACCCAAGAAUGGACCCUCCUCGCUCCAUGUCUUCGGAUAUACGCCCCAUGCAUGAUAUGGGGCCCAGAGGCUCCCCCCAGGGCCCUCCACAAGGUAUGCACAUGGAGGCAGCAAGAAUGAAUGCGCCAUUUAGAGGACCACACCCUGGCAAUAACAUGGGCCCCCCACAAGGUUCCAGGGGACCCCAGCCAGGGCGUGACCCAAACCCCCCUCACCCUGGGAUGCCGAACAUGUCUAACCCUAUGACACAGCCUUCCCACAUCCCUGGCCAGCCUGGUAUGAGCGAGCAGGAUCGUAUUGUUAUUGGCAACAGGGUGAUUGUGCCCAAUAUGGAAAAUCCGCAAGGGAUGCAGAUCCCCCCAGGUUACCCCGGCAUGCCAGGUCCUGCUGGCAUGGGUGCAGCAGCUGCUGCUGCAGCAGCAGCAAUGGCUGCCGCCCGUCAACAGCAGUUCCCAUUCGGCCAGCAGUUCCCAUUCGAUUACUCUGCUAUGUACGGUCCAAACUGGCAGCAACAGAUGAUACAACAGCGUGAUGCUUAUGCUGCCGCAGCACUCAAACAACUGGACAAUGAAAUGAACAGGCCUUCAUCAUCGACCCGAAAAUCAAGGCGAAGGUACACAGAUGAGGAAAGUGUUGGCAGUGAUGCCAGUAGUCGAUCACGCUCUUACUCUAGAUCAGCAUCCCGGUCGUAUUCAAGGUCACCUGUAAGAUCGUGGUCUCGAUCACAUUCUCCAUCACUUUCACCACAACGCUCAAGGUCUUAUUCGAGGUCAAGGUCAAGAUCUUUCUCCAAGUCCAUCUCUGGAUCACCAACUCCCAAGUACACGCGCACAACAGUCAAGCCCAGACACACUGACAGGGAGCCAAGGCGCGACUUCUCACGGUCCGCUGAAAGGCCUAGAGGACGACCACCAAGAGAGCGUCCAAGGGAAAUCAGGCCCUCCAGGGAAAGAUUUGGCCGACCGGAGAGGGACCGACAAGAGAGAGAUAGGCCUGUACGUGAUAGGGAGACAUAUCGUGACAGAGAGCUGGAAAGAGAUCGUGCUGAUAGAGACAGAGAAAGGGCGAGAGAUACUAGAAGGGACAGAGAGCGAGAGCGCGUCCGGGAGAGGCCAAGGGAACGUGAAAGAGAACGUGACAGAUCAGGAGGGGAUGGUCGAGAUCGGGAACGAUCCUCAAGAAGAAGUCGAGAUGACUCCAAACAUUCAGAAGGUUCCUCUAAGCGGAUCGUAGUUGGGCCUUCUGAGAGUAAGAAUAAGCCCCCUGAGAGCAAGUCGAGCAGAGUUGUUGUUAGCAAAAGCUCAAGUGGCGGCAAGCCAAGCAACCGUGUAGUGAUGGGGUCACUACCAGAUCUCAUCACCCCUAGCAGGCUCAAGGAACUUCUUGUCGGUAUUGGCCCUAUACAGCAAUUGAAAAUGUCAACCACUAAACACAAAGCCCUUGUUACAUUUGAGAAAAAUGAGCAUGCACUAGCUUGUCGCCGCAAGUUUCACAGAACUGUUGUGGAUGAUUCUCAAAUCACUGUGGAUUUCUUGUGAAGAAGCUUACUCGUGCUGUUAUGGUUCAAACUAUGUUUUAAGCUUCUUGUAGACCCUUGAAUUACCCUGCUCCAGUCUACUCUGAUUACUACUUGCUCUAUUUGUGUGAUUGCGAUGUCUUUUUGCUGUAUAGUUAUUGUUAGUUAGCCCCAUUUGUGUGUUAGUUAGCCCCAAUUGUGUUUUAGUUAGCUCUGGCUGUGUGUUCUUAAGCUCUUGUCGUUUGUCUUUGAUGUGUAUGGUUGUUUGUUUGACAUUUGUCAUUUGGCUGAUUUGUAGUUGUUUUUUUUUUUUCAUUGAGCCUGGUACAACUCCUUAUAAUUUAUUACAAAGUCAUCAAUUUCAUUUCUGUAUUACUACUAUUUUCAUUACUGUAUUGUGGAUUUAUAAUACUAUAUUAAUUUUUAUAGGCAUUGCUAUGCUUUGAUGUGUAUAAACUUUAAAAUCUGAAAUGUAGUUUUAUUCUUAAAAUUAAUGUUUUGGUUUCAGCUAAUUUUAUUAAAUAAUAUUUUCUGCUUAUAAAUUUUUAGACACAAAAUUACUCCUUUCACUUCAAAGCUGUUUAAGAUCAGGAUAUUGCAACCAUUAUUGAUCAGAAAAGGGUAGAUUUUGAUAUCUUUCACUGUAAAAGAGAUUGUUACUGUGGUUUAUAAAACCUUUGUUUGAUGGACUUAAAAAUCCUUAUUUGCGAAAUAUGAUUUAAUGUUUCUAAGGUCUUUGGCUAAAUUCAGGCAAUUAACUGAUGAAAAAAUGUCCAUUUUUGGCAAUUAUCCAAUCUAGAUGGUGUAUAUAGAAAGGCGACAGACGAGCUGUAAGAUAACUUUGCAUGUGGAAACAGGAAAAUGAAUCAUCACACGUCUGAAGUUUAUUGUUGUAUGCUUCUUUAGUAACAUCUGUUUUGCUGACAUUUUAAGUGUUAUAGUUUUCAAAGAGUAGUACAACAUAUAAUUUCAAACUUGUGUUAAUUCCUAAUUAUACCAUCUAGUUAGGGGUUUUGCUGAUUUUUGCUUUAAUUAUACUUUUCCUUCACGAAACCUUAGGUAAUUUCUAGAUAAAGUAUACCCAUACCUUGGUUUUCUCUAUUUCAAGUUCUGUGUUCGGAGCUUACUUCUUUGUUAGCUUCUACAUUUAGUGCAGUCUCAAAAACAGUACUUCAAGAUGCUGCCAAUUCUUGUUAGAAAGGCUGCCAUAUUUUUUAAUAUCAUUAUUUGCUUUACAAAAAUCCUUUCUAAUUUGUCUAAUGUUUUUUAUCAAUUUUGUGUCCACUUUAAAAGCAAUCUUUGGUAUAGUUUUUUUCUGAUAGAAACAUGAUUUAUUGAUGUUCUCGCAGUUAAUAAUGUUGAAUUUCACUAUUAUAGCACAUGGACAAAUUUCUUUUUGGGGAAAGGUCAAAUAUAAGGUAACCAGGCUCAGUGGAAGUUGUUGUUGUUGUUGUGGCUAGUUGUUGUUUAUGUAGAAUAGUUGUUUCUAAACUGUUUGUAGUAGAAGUAGUUCACCAAGACCAACAAGAGCUCUGAUGUACAGGAGCUGUUUGCCAUUUAUAUCAAGUUUUAACAAGAUUUAUCAUGCACUGGAAUGGACCCACUUAUAAAGGACACACAAACAUUACCAAGAUCUGGUUCUGCCAAGGAUUUUAUAAACAAGGACAAGCUCAGCGAUGGGUAACAGUUUGUUGUGAUACAUGAUUGUGUAAAACUCUUACAGUAGGUACCAAGUAAACAAGUUUAACUAUUACAUUAUUUAGAAAUUCAGAAUGGUGUUUGGCUCAUUGAUUGGCUUUUAUUAUAUAUUUUUAGCAUUGUGUUAAUAAUGAUGGGGGAAGUAAUUUUAGCUUGUUUAUAUUAUAGUAAUAUCCAUUUUUUUGGCAUGGCAAAGUCACCCAGAUAAAGCUGCCAUUAUUACUUGAAUUAGUAUUAUUCAAAUCUAGUUAUAUGAUUCACUGCCUUUAACAGUAAAGUACUUGUAACAUAAAAAGCUCUUAAAACAGAGUUUACAGGCGUUUGAGGUCAUUACCUUUUCAUUAUAGUCGCUAGCUAGAAUUAAGACAUAGUUACACAGAAAUGUCUGUAAACUCCAUCUACCUUAAGAACUGUUUAUGUAUUUUUACAGUCACUCACCUUAUACUCACCAAGCAUACCAGCCACUAGCAACGUAUUUCUACAUACAUUUUAUAAGGUUUUUGCCUACAUUGCUUGCUGUCUUCCUAAGACCAAUUUUAUUAAAUUUCUUGCUGUUUUUUGGUAAAUUUUAUUGUCUACUUAUGUAGAAUAAGAAAUGAAUGAAUCUGUAACCGGUUUUAAAACAUUAGAUAAUAAUACCUGUAGGCUUUUGUAGAAAUAAUGGGAAUAAUAAUCAGAGUUCUUUUUAAAACUUUUUUAAAAACUUUGGAGUUAUUCAGAGUUUAUUAUGUUACAUACUUCUUAGCUUUGGCAAAGCAUCUUGCUUUUGUAAAUGAUAGCUCUAAUAUCCUUAUUAGAGAUAAGUCAGCAUCAUGAUUAAUAGAUUAUUAUGGAUGUGGUAAUUCCAAUUUAAUGUAUCAUAAUAUAUCAUAAAGUGGUUUGCUUAUUGAACACCUGCAGUUAAGAACUGGUUCAACAGGGGCUGGUUAGACAUGAAAAAGAGUAUCUAUUGGUUAAAAAAUUAUGGAAACCCUAGUCUGUAGAGUCGACAUUUUUCAGCACUAUUUUAUAGUGCAUAUUUCUGAUUACUAAUGGUUUACUAAGGCUUCAUUUAACAUUCAUUACAUGAUCUUUUUGAAAUGCCAAUCUUUAAGAGCCAACCCAUACAAGACUGAGACUUGAUAGCAAGUUAUUGUAUACCACUUUUUUAUUGUGCUAUCUUUUUAGUUGAGUCUGUUUUCAGUGCUGAAUUAAUAUAACUGAUCUUAUAUACUACUAUGAUAAAUAUUUUAUAGGUGACAGUAAACCCAACUUGGGCAUGGUUUUUAUGCCAUGGGUUUCACGAUAUUCGUAUUAUGGUAAGAUCUUAUAACAAACACUUCAAAGAAGUUUUUAAGUGUAUUUAGUAUAAGAAUUUAAGGUCUUUCAGAUGAAUUGUGUGAGAUCUUGACAUCAUCAUCAUCUUGAAGAUGAUUGUAUAUUAAUUAAGCAUAUUGCUUAGAAAAGUUGUUCAGAAAUUGCUGAAUGUUCAAAGAUUGUUCAUUUGUAUCAAAUGAUGGUAUUAGCCAUGAUGAUUCAAAUCAUAACAUACCUGAAAUUGGUUCUAUUUUUAUUCAAGAUCACAUAACACUGUCAACAUUUAAUUUUUUAUACUAAAAUGUUUUUCAAGAUUCUUUUUUUUUUACCAAAAAGGUAAAAUUUCCAGUUGUUAAGUUUCCAGUUUCCAAUACAAAUUUAACUGAUUUGUUAAAGUUAAAAUUUGUGUUUAUUAUUUGUGUUAUCCUAUUGGUAUGUGGGAUACCAAAGUAUUUCAUAUAUGACAUUCUCUUUUUUGUGGUGCCAAUUUGUUUAAAUUGGAUUACCUAGAUUUAUAGCCUGGAUUUGUGGUGAAAGGGUUACUAAGGUUGGGUAGAUAAACAUAUAUCCUCUUGCUCCUAAGUUAGUUUUGGUACACCAUGAUAUUAAAAAUCCUUAACUACCACAAAUUUCAGGCUAUGAUGCUCAGCUUCAGUCUAAUUUCUAUGCAAAUUUUGUCUGUAGCUUUACUGGGCACUUAAUUUUAUAUUUGAUUAUAUAUUUUUUUUUAUUUUUUAAGCUCUUUUUGUUAUUUUAUAUAAAUAGUCGACAUUUCUUAUAUCUCUUUGAUGUCUUUUUACAUUUUUAAACAAUAUCAAAAUAGAUGUAACCAAGACACUACUCGUAUGAUUGAAUCAGACAGAAUAGAAAGCCAACUUCCCACAAGUUGAAGUAAGAAUUAUUGAUAAUUGUUGUACUAUAGUAGAUGGCUUUGUCCCAUGUGCUUUCUGUGUGUGUAUUAGUUUGUAAUUAGAUGCUUGGGAUCUUUAUUCUUAUAAGAGGCGGUAUCGUUAAAGUUAGAACAAUGCCAGGAGUCCAAAAUACUACAUGUUUUAUGGUUUUUAUAACGAAAUUUCAUGAAUAUAAUGUUUCUUCGAGGGAUAUAGAUGGGAAGGUAUCAUUUAUUGUGGAUGAGAUGCAGAGGGGGUGGAGUUCAAUCAAAACGUAUUCUUGAUGUCUCUAUAUAAAAUUGAAAAUAGUCUGCCGUCAGAAACUAAACUAUUGUACCUGGUAUGAAAUAAUUUGCCUUUCUAGUAGUCAUGUGCAACCAAUAAUCUGUUAAGAAUGGCAUAAUUUUAAGAAGAUAAAAGAGGAACAUGGUAACAAUUAAUUGCCUCCUGAACAGUGAAUUGCUUAAAAAAGGUUUUCCUUGAUAUGGGAUCAAAAAUCCCGAAUUUAAAGCAACUUACUACUGUUCUCAAAGUAGGAGUACAAAUAAUAUCAACGAUAGUACACUUUUGGGUUGGGUUGCUUGGUGUUUGUUGAAACACGAUCAAUCGUCUAAUGAUUUGACAUCGGACAGAAAUUCCUUACUAACUGAUUACCUUUCCACAGCAUCAGCAAAUAUAAUUGUAAAAUAAAAAUGUUAGUAACUGGC
Messenger RNA from Nematostella vectensis (starlet sea anemone), 7568 nucleotides. RefSeq names its product cleavage and polyadenylation specificity factor subunit 6. The transcript has 17 exons. The coding region runs from base 186 to 2999 and encodes 937 amino acids. NCBI's taxonomy places the organism in Eukaryota, Metazoa, Cnidaria, Anthozoa, Actiniaria, Edwardsiidae. Gene Ontology annotation, molecular function: RNA binding. The record is from RefSeq and is a predicted model, not a curated record.